Molecule: messenger RNA, 5192 nt
Organism: Coturnix japonica (Japanese quail)
Lineage: Eukaryota; Metazoa; Chordata; Aves; Galliformes; Phasianidae
Gene: FYB1
Product: FYN binding protein 1
Biological process (GO): protein localization to plasma membrane; T cell receptor signaling pathway; integrin-mediated signaling pathway
Cellular component (GO): plasma membrane
Molecular function (GO): lipid binding; protein binding
Source: RefSeq, a predicted model, not a curated record
AAACCACAAGCAAAGUCUCUCUUAGGCAAACCCUCUCUGAGAAGAACGCCUCUCAGCAAACACAAUAGGCUGCUAAUGUGACAAACUCCCGUGGACUAUCUCAUUGAGGGAGCCUGUUUUUCUGCUUAUAUUAAAAUACUGGAGAGCUUUGGGAAGUCCAGAAUGGAAAGGCAAAUGUGAAGUCACUCAUGGCGAAGUUUAACGUGGGUAACAACCCCUCAGAGGAUGUUUCUGGCAACAUUCGACUCUCUAAAGUCACAGGACAACCAACCCAUUCAGGAUUACAAACAAGGAAAGCAGUAUUUGAGAAAUUUGCAAGUCAAGGAAAUGCAGCUUCUUCUUCAGGAUCCAGUGUUUCUCAAAAACCUGCUCAUUCUAAGCCUCCUCUGGCAGUCAAGCCUUCAACUGAAGAUAAGACAGAGAAGGAUCCAAAGCCCCCAUAUCUGAAACCAGUGGGGCAAAAGUUUGGGGUUCAACUUCAGGCAACUAAUCGGGAAAGUGAUGGAAAAGCUGGAUACACUAAAGCCCCUACCAAAAGCAGUGACAUGGCAAAAGAAGAGACGAAGCCUCUGUAUCCAAAACCUGCAGGGAACAAGCCUCUUAAUUCAGCUCCUCAAGAGAAGGAAAAAAAGCCCCUGGGAACAAAGCCAAAUUUUAAUUCCGAAGCACAAGAGAGUGAAGAGAAAACAUCUUUUUCAAAAGUAGCCGGAGUUAAGGAAAAGUUCAUGUCUGCCACACAAGAAAAUGAUUCCAAGCCUUCUUUCUCCAAACCGGCUCUUGCACAAAAGCCUUCUGUAAACCAUGCAGUUUCCCACAAUGAAGACACCUCAAGUAAAAAUGUUUCCCCACAUAAAGGUCUAGCAGGCCCUAGACCAAAUAUACAUUCAUUUAAAGCAAGAAAGGAAACGGAUGAAAAUAGUAACUGCGCAGCAGAAACUGCAAGCAGUCAUUUUUCUAACAUGGCUCUGAAACCUACUGGUCACUGGUCCAGUGCAUCUCAAGUCACUCCCAAAAAUGCAGAGGAAAAGACGGAAGAAAAGGGAGUGAGUGCCACCAGGAAUAUCUUUCUGAACAAAAUCAUCCAGGAAGAAUCUGGUUUAUCUCCCCCCAGAUUCCCUAAAACAAGCACAACGUUUGCUACAGGAAGGUCGUUGGGUGGGUCAGACGAGAAGGAUGACUUGGACAGGAGCUCAGGAGCUCCAAAACGGAAGUCUUUGCCCCCGCUGUUCAAGCUGGGACCACCCCCACAAAAGCCCAGCCGACCACCCAGCGUGGACCUGGAAAGAUUCCAGAAGAGCAUCCCAAGAGACAGUGCUAAGAAUGAAGGGUUUAAACAGAUGGCACCUACCCCAGCAGCAGCCUCCCUAUCUGCACCGCCCCCACCACCUGCCUCUCACCCAUCCCUGAACGCCCCUGCUGCUCCCAGCUUGCCGCCCAGAAAUGUCAAGCCCAGCUCUGAAACAAUGAGUCAGGAGGGCCAGUCUGUCUUAGCUGACACCCCACCGUGCAAGCGCGAGGAACUGAGAUCAGCGGUCGGUGUGAAACCGCACGACGGAGCGCAGCCUGGCCGGCCGCGAAACCCAGACACUGAAGAAAACUAUGAUGAUGUUGAAUUUCUUUUACAGGGUAGGAUGGGUCCUGGAAAUAAAGAUGGGGACCAAGGAAGUGAUGGAGAGAUGUAUGAGGACAUAAAUGACAUCAGAACAUCAAGGGAAAAAGAGAAGAAGUCAGAAAAGGAAGAAAAGAGAAGAUUGGACCAAGAAAAGAAAGAACAAAAAGAAAAAGAAAAGAAAGAGCAGGAAAUAAGGAAGAAAUUCAAAUUAACAGGACCCAUCCAAGUUCUUCAUCAGGCACGAGCUUGUAUUGACAGUAAGGGAGGGAAGAAUGAACUGACUGUCAAGCAGGGGGAUCAAAUUGAAAUCAUUCGUCUAACAGACAACCCAGAAGGAAAGUGGCUGGGCAGGAUAAAAGGGUGCUAUGGAUACAUUAAAACAACUGUAGUGGAAAUUGAUUAUGAUUCUUUAAAAACAAAGCAACAAGCUGUUGUGAAACAACCAGAGAUUGACCAAGAGGUAUACGAUGAUAUUGGAGAACAGGACAGUAUUAGCAGUCAGAGUGGUGGUCGAAACGGAGCUGGAAAGAUGUUCCCUCCUCCUCCUUCUGAUCAAGAAAUUUAUGAUGGAGUUGAUGACACAGAUGCUGCUCCUAGGUCUGUAUCACAGGAUGAAGAUAAGAAUGAUAUCUGGUCCUGGAGAAUACUGAAGAAGCUAAAGAUCAAAGAUUGCAAAAAGAAAAGUGUACGAGAAAAAACAACCAAAGUCAAUGGGGCAGAAGAUAAUGGAAAUUUGUUAAGGUCUUCUUCAACAAAACAGUUUGGAAAAGAUUGUGGAGACAGUGUUUAUGAUGAUGUAGAUUCCUCAGACUUCCCUCCUCCACCACCUGAAUUCAAUUUAUCAAAAUCUGUGAGUCUUGCAAAAGGCAAAUCAGAUGAAAAGAAUCCACAGAAGCUUAAAAUGAUGGAAAGAGAAGAGAAAGAGUUCAGAAAAAAAUUCAAGUUUGAAGGUGAAAUCAAGGUUCUUUACUCUACCACCACUGUCCAGGACUUGUCCCAAAGAAAGUGGGGAUCUAAAGACUUGCAGAUUAAGCCAGGAGAGCCUCUUGAAGUUAUACAAAGUACAGAUGAUACCAAGGUGCUGUGCAGGAAUGAAGAAGGAAAAUAUGGCUAUGUUCUGAGAAGCAAUUUAGUUGAGAACGAUGGAGAGAUUUAUGAUGACGUUGCUGAAGAUUGCAUCUAUGAUAAUGACUAAUGCAGAAUUCUGUGAGAGUAAGAGUUUCAUUGAAGACCAAAAUCUAUACUGGACUUCUACUAGUCAAGCAAGAGAAGUCAUUAAAUAUGAUUAUAAGUUAAUUGCUUAUGCUCUUCUAAAUGCACAAUAUUUGGUUUGCAUAUUUUAUAAUUUCAGGGUUUUGUCCUCAGUUACUUUUUAACAUAUUUGUAUUGCCUUUUAUGAGAGCAAUUCAAAUAUGGAGAAUAUGAUCUGAAACUAAAGUUACCAUCUUCCACCUCCAUUAUACAGUGUUGGCAAUCCACAUAAAAACAAUUCUUUAACUAGCUAUGCCCAAAGAGGCCAACUCAGGUCUACAAAGGAUACAAAGGACAACAAACCCUGUGAACAAGUGUUACUCUAGCUCCAUUUUACCAAACUCCAGGGACUGCCACUCUGGGUAUGACAGCAUCCUGAAAAGAUGCUUCCUUUGGGGAUAACAGCCUGUUGUGAAAACAGGAAAUCAAGGUGGGCAUCAGAGUAUGAGUUGCUCACCUGCUUUUCCAACUGCAAACGUGUUAGCUACACUGACAUGUACAGCCAUGUGCUUUCAUUGCUAAAAUUUCCUUAUCUGUGUUGUGCCAGUGAUAGAUUACCAAUUUCUAAAAUUGCCUUUAUUUUGUAAGCACUUUUUGGCUAUCAUAACAUUAAUAGUAAAACAUUAAAAAUAAGUUAUGUUACAUACCACACUCUGAGAUAUAAGCCGUCUGAUUUACAGUGUAGUGUUGCUUUGAACAUCUUUAGAAUGCUUAGGUUAAGAUUUAAUUUCAUAGUAGUUUAAAUAUAUAUUGCUGUCUCUAUAAUAUCUUAGACAUUAAAGUGGACGUACAAGCUUCUAAAUGGGUUGGAAAUAAUUUCUCAAUUUUAAAACUAUAUUUAUUGAUGCUAUCUUUAUCUUCUAGCUUUUUUUUUUUUUUUUUUUUUUUUUUUUUUACAUUGGGCUUGUUGGAAUAAGGGUAUAUAAAUUAGAUAUUUCCAUGCUGAUCCAUUGUGGAGACAGUAUUUAUUCCUAAAGAGGCCCUGAAAAUCAGUGGUGCUUUCAUCAGAGUGAGCGGAUAGCAAAACAAUUUAAAAUGGAUGCGUGAACCAUAAUAAGCACUUUGGACUUGCUUGUGUAUCGGAACUCACUGGAAAUCCAAAGCUUACAGUGAACUUCCAAUAAAGAGAGUGAUCAUGUACAGAAAACGGAAUCUAUUUAUACUGCAUGAUGCUUUUGCUGUUUUGCAAGAUAAUAAAAAAAAUUAUCAGAACCAGUAUAGCUAGAUCAGAAAGUCCUCCUUGAUAAUCAAGUCUCCACUAAUCCUCAGGAGCAGAAAUGAUACUACUAUUCAGAACAGUGCAAUGCAGCAAGCUGGUAAGUUAGGCAUAAAGAAAAACAUUUUGGCUCUGUUCAAGUCAGAAAUUUGGACUCAACUUCAGUCCUGAGUUCUCAGUUUCAGAGCUGAGAUUUCAUCUUACACAAGUGCCUUUUGCUGAUAAGUCUAUCUCUAAGUAAGAAGAAUGCUAUGAUAGCAAACAUGACAUAAAUUGUAGGAAUAAUAUCUAUAUUUAAAAUCACUGAUAAUACACAGAAAAUCUGUAAGCAACCCUGAGUUUCCAGUUCUAUAUUUACUGUUAAAAUCAGCAUCCAGACAUGCAAGCACCAGUUUUUAGUGUAAACAUCAGCACCUGCACCCAAAUUUAAAACAUGACCUUUUAAAUUAAAUACAAUGAAUGUGUCUUAGCUGCAGGUGGUUAUUUUUUCUGGGGAUUUCUAUUGGGUACAUGCGCUGGGAAGGCAAUGUGACAAGGAACUGGAGCAAAUUCCUGUUUCAAACUUCAGACGUUCAGAAAUACAUGACCCCUUGCCAGUUAAAAAUAGGAUAAAUAUUUUCUUGCUUUACAUAGUUAAUUAAAAUAAAGAGUUUGUGUUAAAUUUCAAAGUACAUAUGCCUAAUCUUGUUUUGGUUUCAAAUAACUGUAGAACUCAGUGUAUUGCAGUAGGAUCAACAAAAGAACUUUCCUUCUGUAUGUACUUUAUCUUGCAUUAAAGAACCUUGGAAGCACACAAACCUCUUUUGUUCCCCUGCACAGAAGUGAACUUUCUUCUUUGUAAGAUCUGUUGGCUAUGCAUUUGAACAGCUUUACCAUUUUCAUAACUUCGAUGUGAUGUAGGUACUGUGUUUCGUUGUUGACUCUCUACUGAUCUUACAGUGCAGUAGAUCAUUGAAAGAAAUAAUAAUAAGAUACUUAAAGCAAAAAAAAAAAAAAAAAAGCGUUCUUUGAUAUAUAGUGUGAUCGGCACAGGGCGUUGAAGUGUGGUCAUAAGGGAUUAUACACUGAAAACACAAUAAAUUUUUCAUUACUUUACCAAUGCCAUUAGCUGGA